Gongylonema pulchrum is the source of this 462-nucleotide messenger RNA. Lineage: Eukaryota; Metazoa; Nematoda; Chromadorea; Rhabditida; Gongylonematidae. The record is from the annotation of a GenBank genome assembly.
AUGACAUGGCCGGAAUGCGAUCAGGCCAGAAAACCGUUAAAUUUGGGCUCUGCUUGGCUCAGUUUUGUGGGUGUAAUUAAUGUUGAUGUUCCAGAAGUGCAAGUGAAGUCGAUAUCAGAUCAUAUUCGCCCUGACCGGCAGUGCUUAAUGUUUAGCGCUACAUUCAAAAGCAAAGUGGAAAGACUGGCUAGAGAAGCGCUUACAGAUCCUGUGCGCAUUGUGCAAGGAGAAAUUGGCGAGGUAUUGCCAUUUUUAAUGCAUUCCAUCCUUAACUUAUGUCUUUUUGCUGAGAUCGCCCGGAUAAAUGGUCUCGAGUUUUUGAUUGUUCCUCCACCUAUGCCUCCUUACUACUACAGUUAUCGAGUUAUCGAUGUGCUAAUUGUUAUUAGAAAAGUUGCCGCAUCGUGUAAUGUCCUGAGCAUCUCUCAGUUAUUUUUUUUUUCUGCAUAUAUCACUUUUUGA